UCAGUGAAUGACAUUGUGAACAGGACCUCCAUGUGAUACAGACGACUGUACCCAUAAGUGAAGAACACAUGGGUGCGGGGACACCAUGUUAAGAUUUGACGGGGUAUGGGGUCUUGACUGACCCACUUUUCGAAUCGCGCGUUUGGUAUAGUCUUGUCGACAACUCUGUUCGGUACAACACUGUACAACAGUAUGGCAGCCAACAACUACACCGGGACUUGGACUUUGGAUUCUUCGGACAACUUCGACGAAUUCAUGAAGGCGAUAGGGGUUGGGGAAGAGAUGAGAAAGGUCGGCAACGCCGCCAAGCCGACGUUUGACAUACUGCAGGAGGAGGACCGGUUCACGUGGACCACCGUGACGGAGGUGGGGGAACACACCAACUCUUUCACUAUCAACAAACAGGUGGAGGAAACCGUCAUGGACGGCACCAAGAAACUGACCACCUAUAUCUGGAACGGGCCGAAGUUAGAGGCAGUGUACGACUACCAGGGACAGCCUGUAGUCAUCUCUAGGGAGGUGCAGGGUGACGUCAUGACAGCAGUUUUGACGGUUGGUGACAUCAUCUGCACACGGCAGUACAAGAGACAAACUUAAGAAACUGUCAGCAUGGAAAUAUGUCAUGACUGUCAAGAAAGAGCUUGAAAGAGCUCUGGGUUCCAACCCAAAAUCAAUGAUAACAGAGCAAUAUGGGGGUAUUUCAGACAAGUUUCUGAAGCCUUCCUUAUUGAAUGGGAUAGAAUAUGACUGUUAAAAUUAGACCAAGACAGAUUUGCAAAGUAGUAAUUGAUAUUGACUUUGGAUGCCAAUUAUCUGAAUAUUUGAAAAAAUAAAAAGAACAUUAACUUGCCUGUA
Branchiostoma belcheri (Belcher's lancelet) is the source of this 855-nucleotide messenger RNA. RefSeq names its product fatty acid-binding protein, liver-like. NCBI's taxonomy places the organism in Eukaryota, Metazoa, Chordata, Leptocardii, Amphioxiformes, Branchiostomatidae. The record is from RefSeq and is a predicted model, not a curated record. The transcript is spliced from 4 exons. Gene Ontology annotation, biological process: fatty acid transport. Gene Ontology annotation, cellular component: cytosol; nucleus. Gene Ontology annotation, molecular function: fatty acid binding. Bases 193 to 597 code for a protein of 134 amino acids.